UGAACUUUCUUCCAUAAUAUAACUUCAGUAUACGCUUCUGUCAGGAUCAUGGAAUGAAAAGUGCGAUUCCAAUUAUAAGAAAAAAAAUUGCAAACAACCGACAGUUGUAUAUGUAAAUAAAUAGUACAAGUUGUAAAGAGGAUACCGUAAAUGUGUAUUUAAUAAUGGUUAUUUACGGUGUUUAUAUCGUAUCAAAAUCGGGUGGACUAAUUUUUAAUCAUGAUCAUAAUGUUCCACGAAUAGAAAAUGAAAAGACAUUUAAUUAUCCGUUGGAUGUAAAGUUAGGUUAUGAAAACAAGAAAAUGGUUGUAUCGUUUGGUCAGAAGGAUGGAAUUAACGUGGGUCAUGUUUUAACAGCGGUAAACGGCAGUCCUGUAGUAGGAAGAGAAUUAGAAAAUGGAAAAGAUAUAUUUGAAUUGCUUGAACAUCCAGACAAUUUUCCUGUGUCGCUUCGAUUUACUCGUGCUAGAAUGACAACCAAUGAAAAGAUUUUUCUAGCAUCUAUGUUUUAUCCUUUAUUUGCAAUUGCUAGUCAAUUAAGUCCUGAACCACAUUGUUCUGGAAUUGAAAUUUUAGAAGCCGAUACAUUUAGAUUGCAUUGUUACCAAACAUUAACUGGUAUCAAAUUCAUCGUUGUUGCAGAACCUUCACAAAGUGGAAUAGAAAUUUUAUUGAAAAGGGUAUAUGAAUUAUAUGCAGAUUAUGCUUUAAAAAAUCCUUUUUAUUCAUUGGAGAUGCCAAUUAGAUGUGAACUAUUCGAGUCUAAUUUACAGACUUUGUUGGAAAAUGUUGAAAAGUCUGGUGCUGGUACUAUUUAAUUGCUAAUGAACUAAUUACUAGUAAAUAACAAACAUUUAUUGAUUGUACCAGUUAAAUUAAGCAAAUUUGUUAUAUGUUCAUGUUUGAAGGUAUAACAUAAACUGUAUUAAGUUAUAAAAGGUAAUAAAUAUUAAUGACUUACGUUUUCAUACAUAUUUAAUAUGAAAUAUAUACAACAAUUUAUUAAAACAUUUUAAAACUGUAUAUCAAUAGCAACGUAAAUAUCAUUAUUAAAAUUUCCUUAACAUUAAUUGUUCAUUCUAUGAGGAUUUCCCUGUAGACUCUGUUAGUUUUUU
Messenger RNA from Megachile rotundata (alfalfa leafcutting bee), 1115 nucleotides. It is a transcript of the gene Trs23, whose product is annotated as trafficking protein particle complex subunit 4-like protein Trs23. Gene Ontology annotation, cellular component: TRAPP complex. The record is from RefSeq and is a predicted model, not a curated record. Lineage: Eukaryota; Metazoa; Arthropoda; Insecta; Hymenoptera; Megachilidae. Gene Ontology annotation, biological process: endoplasmic reticulum to Golgi vesicle-mediated transport.